GUUUGUUUGUUUGUUUGUUUAUUUGUUUGUUUGUUGUGCUUCUAAUUGCAACUAGUUAAAUUUCACAAUGGAUUUGGUACAAGAAAUUGAGGAUUUCUAUGGAGUUUAUCUGCUAGUGAGCAAAAGUACUAAUCCGAAGUUUGCCGGGCGAACUUAUGUUGGAUACACUGUGGAUCCAAAUCGUAGAAUAAAACAACAUAACGGCGGACAAGAUGCAGGCGGCGCUAGGCGGACUUCGAAUCGUGGACCAUGGAUAAUGGUUAUGAUUAUUCAUGGAUUCCCGAACAAUAUAUCUGCACUCCGGUUCGAAUGGGCCUGGCAGCAGCCACGAGUCUCAAGGCGGAUGAAACAGAUACCGGAUAUACAGAAAAAACUAAGGAAUGAAACGUAUUUCGAGUACCACUUCCGUAUCCUUUCGGAAAUGCUUCGAAUAGGUCCUUGGAACCGGUUACCCCUUAUCAUUCGAUGGCUGGCCGACGAGUAUCACCGUGAAUUUGAGAUUGGGAAAACUCCACCCCUCCACAUGCCUAUAUGCUUCGGGCGAAUUAAGAAGGUCAACAAGAAGCGGAAGCCCACAAUCGUUGCCAAGAAAGCGAGCAAAGAGGCUGGAUCGCUGAGAACACAUACGACCGUAUCAAAUCAGGAGGCGAACGAAAAAAUACCCAUCAAUUACGAUUUAGAUGAAUUCGAUCGCAUCGUAAUGGGUGGUGAGAAAAUUGACGAUUAUAUAAGUCAGUCAUUAGAUCGGCCCACGGUAGGGGACAAUAAUCCAGCCGAUACCAUCGUCAUUAGUUCCGAUUCCGAUGAAGAGGAGCAUGGUGGUGUCGAGCCGGCCCACAGUGAAACGAAUGUGGAGUGUACUCUUUGUAGGGGUUCCAUUGACACUCGCCUGCCGGCGGAGGGAAGUAGUGAAGUAGUUUUGAGGUGCUUGCAACCACGUUGUCAGCUCAUUUCCCAUCUCGAAUGUUUAGCUCGAUUAGUUUUAGAACCAGGUCAGUACGUUCCCGUUGAAGGUGAUUGUCCCAUUUGUGAGACACAUUUUCUUUGGGGGGACAUCAUAAGAAAGGCAAACGGAUGCUGUGAUUUAGUAGAUGAUGUUGAAAAUGUUGAUCCCCUCGAGGUAAAUGAUGUAUCCGAUGAAGAUGAAUAAAUAUUUAAGGAUGUAGUUAACCCUUC
Molecule: messenger RNA, 1176 nt
Organism: Anopheles coustani
Lineage: Eukaryota; Metazoa; Arthropoda; Insecta; Diptera; Culicidae
Gene: slx1
Product: structure-specific endonuclease subunit SLX1 homolog
Exons: 4
Coding region: 68-1150 (360 amino acids)
Biological process (GO): double-strand break repair via homologous recombination
Cellular component (GO): Slx1-Slx4 complex
Molecular function (GO): 5'-flap endonuclease activity; crossover junction DNA endonuclease activity
Source: RefSeq, a predicted model, not a curated record